Messenger RNA from Trichomycterus rosablanca, 4879 nucleotides. It is a transcript of the gene ktn1, whose product is annotated as kinectin 1. The transcript is spliced from 37 exons. The record is from RefSeq and is a predicted model, not a curated record. Gene Ontology annotation, biological process: microtubule-based movement; protein transport. NCBI's taxonomy places the organism in Eukaryota, Metazoa, Chordata, Actinopteri, Siluriformes, Trichomycteridae. Gene Ontology annotation, molecular function: kinesin binding. The coding region runs from base 103 to 4059 and encodes 1318 amino acids. Gene Ontology annotation, cellular component: endoplasmic reticulum membrane.
GCUAACUACCGGCUCGGAGCUGAGCUGCUGUCCAUCGCGCUCUAUAAAGAUAAACGGUUUUACUCCAGCUGUAAUUAGCUUUGGCAGAAAUCUAACAGCAGAAUGGCGUUUGACAUGGCUGACUCACAAUACCUUCUCAUUCUGGCACCUUCACUGGUCAUUGUCCUCAUGUUUCUCUUCUUCUGGCUCUUCAUGAAAGAGACCUCUUACGACGAAGUUCUGGCCCGGCAGAAACGAGACCUAAAGUUGCCACCUGUUAAGACAGAUGUGCGCAAAAAGAACGAGAAAAAGAAGAACAAAAAGAAGGAGACCACUGAAACUGGAGGGGGACGAGGUGAUGAAUUUGAAGAAGAUCUUGACUUUGGUGCGCCUGAUGUCUCCACUCCAGUUGAGAAUGAUGAUGAGCCUGAGGUGGUGCCUGUAGCAGUGGCAGUCGCUGCCCCUGUACAAUCGGAGCCUCCUGCUGGCGUGAGGGAAAGAAAGAAAAAAGAGAAGAAGGCAAAAGCUGCUGCCUUUGCUGUAACAGCUACUGUUUCUUCUCCUGUCAUUGCCAAGGAACCAGAGAUCAACGGUUCAAAGCCUGUUGUUCACAAGGAGCACCCUCUGCCACUUGCUAAACAGCCUCUACCCCUCACGAAACAACCCAGUCCGGCAAAACCGCAGACCACUCCGCCUGCUCCAGCCGAAACAACUAGCAAGAAGAAAGGCAAGAAGCAGAAGACUGAGAAUGAAGCAGCUGUGGCUGAGGUAAAGCCUGAUCAGUCUCCUGUUUUGGUGAAGAAGGAGGAACCUGUUCUAGCAAUUCCCAAAGUGCAGGAUGAUGCUGCACCUGUUGCUGUUGUACCUGCACCCACCGCCUCCACCGGCAGUGGCAGAAGAAGAAACAAGAAGCAAAAGACAGAGGCUGCUGUUACAGUCAAUGAGUCUCUGCUCCAGUCCUCUCCUCCUGUGACCCUGACCGACGCUGCUCCUUCAGCAAACCACCAGAACAGCAAAAUUGAUGAAGCUCCUGGGCCUGCCUCACCUCCAGCUUCCAUUUCUACCAAACAAAGCAAGAAACAAAAGAAUGAAACUGACAAAGAAAACUCAAGGGUGAAGCUGAAGGAACUGCUGGCCAGUCUGGGUGGACUGGUGUUAACUGAUGCAGAUGUUGUUUCUGUGGUCUCUCUGCUCCGCAACAAGAGCCCCAAUGCCCUGGACACCUGGUAUAAGUCUGCAGCCAAGUUUGAACCCUCAGCUCAGCAACUGGCAGAAAAAGAGCGUCUGUUUACCACCCUGAAGGAAGAAGCCUCUAUCGCCAAGGACAAAGUCAAACAGCUUAACCAGGAGUUGCAGGCUGAAAAGCAGAAAAGCACUCGUGCAGAAGCUGUGCUGCGGGAACAGCGGGUUGCCAUGGAGAAAGAGCUGAACGUCAUGCAGGCCAAAACCCAGGGAAGUUACCAGGAGCUUCAGUCCAUGCAAAUCAAGUUCCAGAAGGUGAGGGAGCAGUUGGAGGGGCAGAUCAUCAAACUGCAGAAUGAAAACAGUAUCUUCAGAGAUGCUGUUAGCACAACAUCCAGCCAGAUGGAGCAGGCAAUGGAGCUGGAGCAGCUGCAAUCCAAGUGCUCGGGGCUUUUGAAGGACCUGUCGGAGACUAAAAACAAGCUGCAGCAGGAGGAACUGCAGAGGAAGAGCCUGGAGGCCAACUAUAAGCAAAAUGUGGCCCAGCUUGAGGCCCAGCUACAGGAUGCUAAAAGACGGUGGGAAGAACUGCAGAACUAUUUGCACAGUGUCAACACCGAGAGAGAAAAACUACAGGCUGCCAAACAAGAGCUGCAGAGUCAACUGCUAGUGGUGGAGACUGAGAUGAGUAAUAAGAAAAAGGAGAUCCAGACUCUCCACAGCAGUCUGACAGACACCAUUGUGUCCAAGAAGCAGGUGGAGCAAAAGGUCAUGCAACUGCUAGAGGUCUCAACGCAUAACCUCCAACCUGACAACUCACUGCAGGCUCAAGUGCAGGACCUUAUGAAUGACAACAAAGCACUUCAAGUUCAAAUUGAGACUCUUCAGCACCAGGUUGCCUCUCAGGUAGCUCAGGCUAAUGCAGUAUCCAAUUUUGAGGAACUACAAAAACUACUGGCUGAUAAGGAGCUCCAGAGGAAGAGUCUGGAGGAUUCCCUUAAUGCAGAGAGGAGCAGUGGGGCAAGCAGGGAGACCAACAUGCAGGCCAUUCACAAUGAGAACAUGGCCUUAAAGGCUGAGCUCCAGAAUCUGCAGGCACAGAUUUCUGAAAAGGCUUCCUCUCAGCUGGCAUUGGAUCAACUAAAGCAGAGCUUGCAAGAGAAGGACGAGAAGAUUAAGACAGUGGAGGUGCUGCUGGAAACCAGCCUUAUUCAGGUGGCCAAUAAGGAAGAGGAACUUAAGACCCUAAAGGAAGACAGCGAUAAUCUGAGGUGGCACAUUAACACCCUGCAGCAUCAAACAGCAGAGCAGAAUCAGUCUGAGGCAACACGGCUAGAGGAGCUGCAGAAGCAGAUUCAGAUCAAGGAUGAGAAGAUCAAAACGGUUGAGGACAGUUUAAAGUCAGCGCUGGAGAAAGAAUCAAGUAGAGUAAAAGUUAUUGAUGAUCUUCAGCAGCAGUUGGAGACUCUCACCUCCGAACUAAGCAAGGUAAAAAGCAGGGAAACUCAGGAGAGCUCUGACUCAAAAGCUCAGCUUCUGGACCUUCAGACACAGUUAGCCACUAAAGACCAGGAGAUCCAAAGAUUACAGAAACAGAUGAAAGAAAAGGCCAGAGAAGCAGAGCAAAUGAUGGGAGCCAGUGCUCAGCUUACGGAGCUGAAGACUCUGUUGGCUACUAAGGACCAGGAGCUUCAGACACUACAAAAAGAGAUGGAGGUUAGGACCAGAAAAGCUGAAGAAAAGAUAGAGCAGUCACAGCAACAGGUGGUAUCAGCAGUUCCCAGUCAGGAGUUUUUGUCAGCGAUUGCAGAGAAGGACCGGCAUCUUUCUGAUGUUCAGGCUGAACUGCUUGAGUUGAGGGAGAAAAUGGAGCUUCAAAGAAAGAAGAAUAAUGAGCUUCGGGAGAAAAACUGGUGCGCUAUGGAGGCGCUGUCAGCCACCGAGACCAUGCUACAGGGAAAACUCAACAAGACAGUCAAGGAGAGUCAUUUAGCUCUGGAGUGUGCUGAGGCUGAAUGCCGAGCAGUUCUACACAGACUUCUCCCACACGUUCCUCUGCCGAAUGACCAGAGUCAUAAAGAGUGGCUGCAGAACUUUGAACAUUCAUUGAUGAAUGCUGGAGGAGUGGCUGUUCAUGAGGCAAACUGUGCACCAGACAGCAUUAAAGACGAGGGUUUGGCAGAAAAGCUGAAGAAAGCUGAGGAAGCUCAGAAGGUUUUACAGAAAGAUUGUGAGACAUACAAGAAAGUUCUAGCAGAGACGGAAGGUAUCCUGCAGCGGCUGCAGAGCAGUGUCGAGCAGGAGGAGUGUCGCUGGAGGGAGAAGCUGGAGUUGGCCCAGGCCGAGAUCAAAGAGAUGACUUUGAAGAUGACCGUGUUGGAACAGGAAGUGGACAGACUGAGUGCAGAUGGAGAACUGGAGACUCUAAGCAGAGAUAAGCAGCAUUUGGAAGCUGAAUUAGAGAGAGCAGAGCGGGAGAGCGCCACCUAUGUGUCUGAAGUUAGAGAGCUUAAAGAUCUCUUGACCGAGUUGCAAACUAAGCUUGAUGGCUCUUAUACAGAGGCUGUCAGGCAAAAUGAGGAGCUGAAUUUGCUGAAGACACAGCUGAGUGAGACUUUGGGGAAGCUGGAGAUGGAGGAGAGUGAGAGGCGGAAAGUUGCUGGAGAUCUUUACAAGGCGCAGCAAUCUCUAGAACAGAUCCAGGAUGAGAUUUCGAAGGAAGCAGGUCGAGCAGAUCUGAUCGAGAACAGUAACCUUACCACACAGACGGAGGACAUAGACCACAAGGAGAAGAUGGCUGCAGGGCUGAACCAAACAGUACGAGAACUACAGGAAUUACUACAAGCUAUCAACAGACAGCUUACCAAGGGACACGACAGGGAUAAUGGGAAAAAUUAACUGAAUUAAAGAGGCAGUCAACAGAUUGUCUCUAAACACCACAGAUCUCUCAUCAAUCUCUGACCUAAUCUUUGUUCCUUUCACACCAAACCUGACUCUCCAAACCUACAGCACUAAUUCAGCCUGGCUGCAAAGAAGAGGAACUGGCCAAGACCUGGCAACACACACUCCAACAACUAAUCCUACUAGAUCCUCUUUCCUUGACUGUGUCACUGUUUCUGCAGUGAGAUUCCUCUUUAUUAAUUAAAUUGCAAGUGCAAAGCCAUCCAGACGGACAAAACGGUUAGACUCGUCAAAGUUUUGAUUUAUUUUACCCCUUUUUUCUGUUAAAACGCUUGGGAUACUACUUUUUUUAAACUUUUUUGACAGAAGGGAUUUUUAAUCCUUUUGUAAAAAUAAAUAAUAAUAAAUGGAAGAUAUUUGUUUUUAAUUACAAUUCUUAGGACCUACUGGCUCACUACAUUCUCAGUUCAUGUCCUGCGAUCUCAGCCUUGUUGAGCGUGUAACACUGGGGCUUUGUUUUUUAUGUUAUUGUAUUUGUUUUCAGGGGUACUCAUUUUCAAAUAAUGUCUGUAAUACUGACUAAGGCAGGCGGGCAUCUGUUUUGUGCUACACUUCAACGCCAGUGCAGCACGCUGGCAUUGAAAGCAGAUGCAGCAAGCAGCUGUUUCUUCUACUGUAAGAGAUUCUCAGUAAACGGCAAGAGGAGAGAAGGCAACUCAUAAUAUAUUCCGUACAUAUUAUAUUGUCUAUUUCGUUAACAGGACAUGUUUCCGUUUUUGUAAGACGUGACCAGAAUUAAAGGGAUGCUUGAUAAAUA